Messenger RNA from Dermacentor albipictus, 1648 nucleotides. RefSeq names its product mucin-19-like. Lineage: Eukaryota; Metazoa; Arthropoda; Arachnida; Ixodida; Ixodidae. The record is from RefSeq and is a predicted model, not a curated record.
CUCAUUUAGAUGAAGAAGAAGACAAGCAGUCGGACAGCGAGGAACGGUCCUAGGUGCCACGGCCACUAAGGACAACAACAACAACAACAACGGUCCUAGGGCGGAGUUCGGAAAGCUAAGCAUUGUAAAAGGAGCCGGUCUUUCCAGACCGGCAGCGACGGUGACAGAGUUGCGCCAUGUCAGCCGGCAAGGUUCUGGCCCUGGUUGUGGUUGUUGCAAGCUUCGCGAUAGUUGCCCUCGGCGUCUCAUGGUGCUGCUGGUGCGUGCGCAGCCGCUUCGGCACAGCCGACAAGAGCAUCCAUGGCCUCAAGUCGGUGGCCACGGUCGCCGACACCAUGGACUCGUCGGCACGGGCAGCCAAGAGCUCGCUCCUCUCGGCCACUUUGCCGACGACGGCGACGACGGCGACCAUGACCCAGCCGCGCGCCACGGCCAGCGAGUCCCGGAGGCUCAACGCGGCCGCCGAAGUUGACGCCCCGGCGAAGCAGUCGCUGGCCCCGUUCGCCAGCGCCAUGUUACACUCCGGGUUUGAGAGUGGUUGCACUACGCCCAGCACCGAAGGCGCCACUGCAAGGCCCGUGAAGCCGAAACCCAAGCCAGCGGACACCUCAUUGCCGCCGAAAGUCGUGCGAUCCGACGACGACCAGCUCCGGAAACCAUUUCCGGGUGUCAGCGGUGGUUUGCAAAGAAGGAUCUCGAAAGUCGACCUGUUCGUCUGCGAAAAGACGGCCGCACCACAGUCCGCGAGGCGCUCUUCGCAAACGCCAGCACCGAGCUCUGGAGCCAACGACCACAAGCGGGCGGAGGUAGAAGACGGUAUGGAACGCACUUCAACAGUGAAAGUUCUGAAAUUGGGAGAUUGGGAUGACGAAACUUCCUUGAGUAUUUUUGAAUCUGCCAGCGCCACGACGCCCUCUGGGAGGGAUUCUGCAUUGACAAAGUCCGUGACUCGCAGCUUAUUAGGCAGCGCGGAACCCGUAAGAAAGUUUCUGCAUCAGAAAUCCACGCUACAAAGAGGCGCUGGUACUCUUCCGGCCGGCAGCUCUACAAUCCCACAAACACUAGAUUGUCGACCUUUGGCAGUGCUCAAUUCAAGAGGACAGCGAUUAACAAGGACUCCCACUGGCCAAACGGGUCCUGCCCUGGGCUGCAAAGAAAUCAUCGGCACAAAGCAGCGGUCGGAGGGGCCCUCAUCUCCAUACAAGGAUGCCUCAGAGGUAACCAGUGCUGCACGAGGCCAUAUCGCGACUGCGAUCAUAGGGAAAAAGGGCGUUGAAAGGAGACCCAGCUUCAUGACGCCCAUGAAAUCCGAAAAGUUCGAAGGUUGCACCAAGGCGCGAGGUGCAACGACUAGGCCGACAAAAGGCACCGGACAAGAGCUCGUGGAGAAAGAAGCAGGCAAGCCAUUUCACUCGACGUGGGCAGGAAAGAGGUCCCUCCUCAGGAAAGCGCAAAGGGCCGCGGCGCUGUGCCCUAGAAAGGGCAGUGACACGCCGGAGGUGUCCAUCGUCAUCAACGUUCCCAAGGAGGAGAUGUCUCUGCUCGACGUGACCAAGGAGCAGAUGCUGGGGAGCGCUAAUUACUGUUCUACCUCAGCAAAGAAAGAAUCUCAAUGAGAACCAUUUGAAUAUACGCAUUGUACUUCUUG